UCAUCAAAUGACUAUAUGGUCACAUUGGGUCUCAAAACAACCCUAGAAGGCCUAGAAAGCAUGAAGACUGUAGUUUUUCUCCUAUACAUUUUGGGAACUGCAACUGCAAUACCGACAAAUGCAAGGUUCCUGUCUAAUCAUCCGAAACCAACUGCUGAUUCCUUGAGUUCCAUCCAACAGGCUGAAGUGUUAGUAACACCUAACAACACUGCAAUCCCCAUGUUAAGGGUUGAAGAUGCAGAAAAUGAAAAGGAAAUUGCAGUGCCUGUAGAAGACCAUCCCGACCAUAAGGCUGAAAAAUCUUCAGUACUAAAGCCAAAGGAGGAAAGCCAGGACCAGUCAGCAGAUCAGGACCAGAGUUAUAGCCAAGAGCUCGGGUUACAGGAUGAAGAGGAGAGUGAAAGUGACUUAAGUGAGAAUGUGGAGUACAUACCAUCAGAAGGUACAUUGGACCUAAAAGAAGAUACGAAUGAGCCUCAAAAGAAAAAAACGCCAGAGAACAUUGAUUUCCUUGCUCCUAAUAUUAGUUCCAUUGUAGAUAUUAACCAACAAGAAAGCAUCACAAAAACAGAAAAAAAACAAGAACAACCAAUGAAUGAAUUACAUUCUCAGUUGAACAGGAGCAACAAACAUAGCCAAGAUGUAAAUGAUCAAGGAAACCAAGAGCAGGAUCCAAAUAUCCCCAAUGGAGAAGAGGAAGGGGAAGAAGAGCCAGGUGAAGUCAGUACCCACAACAAUAACAAAGAAAGGGAGAGAGAAUUUCCCAAGGAGCAUUCUAAUAGCAAGGAGGAUGAAAAUAGUACCAAAUCUGAUGAUGUUUUGGAAAAGUCCAGUGAACCAACUGAAGUAAGCAAAAUGCAGAAAGCUGAAUUUGAGCAGGGUAACCAAGAACAAGAAGAGGACAGUUCCAAUGCAGAAAUGGAAGAGGAAAGUGCAUCAAAAAUUACUAAGCACAGCCAAGAUGCUGAAUGGCAGAGCCAAGAAGAAAAACCUGAAGUUACCAGCAACCAUGAGGAGAUGGAUAAAAAGACUGUUUCUGAGGCUUUGCUCGUGGAGCCUACUGGUGAUGGUAACACCAUGCCCAGAAAUCAUGGGGCUAAUGAUGAUGGUGAUGAUGAUCCCAGACACGAUGCAACUGAUGACUACGAAUUCAUCCCAAGUGAGGCCUUCCUGGAGGCUGAAAGAUCUCAGUCCAUUUCCUAUCACCUCAAAUAUGAAGAGGAAAGAGAAAGAGAAAAAGAAAGAGCACAUGAAAAUGGGAAUGUAGAUGCCAGUGAACCUGGAGAAUACCAAGGGGCCAAGAAAACAGAGAGCCUACCAAAUGAAGGUGAAAGUUCAUAUGAAGACAACAGAAUGGUACAUGGUACUGAUUCUUGCAUGAACUUCCAGUGUAAAAGAGGACACAUCUGUAAAGCUGACCAGCAGGGAAAACCCCACUGUGUUUGCCAAGAUUCAGUGACUUGUCCUCCUACAAAACUCCUUGACCAAGUUUGUGGCACUGACAAUCAGACCUAUGCCAGCUCCUGUCAUCUGUUUGCUACUAAAUGUAAACUGGAGGGAACCAAAAAAGGGCACCAGCUACAACUGGAUUAUUUUGGAGCCUGCAAAUCUAUUCCUAUUUGUACAGACUUCGAAGUGACUCAGUUUCCCCUAAGGAUGAGAGACUGGCUCAAGAAUAUUCUCAUGCAGCUUUAUGAGCCAAACCCUGAACACGGUGGUUAUCUAAAUGAGAAGCAGAGAAAUAAAGUCAAGAAGAUUUACCUGGAUGAAAAGAGGCUGUUGGCUGGGGACCAUUCCAUUGACCUUCUCUUACGGGACUUUAAGAAAAACUACCACAUGUAUGUGUAUCCUGUGCACUGGCAGUUUGGUGAACUUGACCAACAUCCUAUGGACAGAGUCUUAACACAUUCUGAGCUUGCUCCUUUGCGAGCAUCUCUGGUGCCCAUGGAACACUGCAUAACUCGCUUCUUUGAGGAGUGUGAUCCCAACAAAGAUAAGCACAUCACCCUGAAGGAGUGGGGCCACUGCUUUGGAAUUAAAGAAGAAGACAUAGAUGAAAAUCUCCUGUUUUGAAUUAAGAUUUGAAAGAAUUCUAACAUUCCAGCAUCCUUCUCUGUCCUGACCACUCCUGAAAAUAUAUGCAUCCAUGAUACUUGUAGAUUUAUAUUUAGCAAAACUUUUGCAUGUGUGAGAUGACAAUAAGAGUAAUGGCUUGCUGACAGUGUAUGCACUAAGCAUUUAACAUUAACUUUGGAAUUAAACUUUAAAAUAAAGUCUACAUAUGCAAAAUCCUGUAUGCUGUUUGUGAAAACUCUCUACAUCUGUUUGUGAGAUACUUCCUAAUUACGAAACUUGAAGAAAAUACUACAUUCGUUUUGUUCAUAAUAUCAUGUACACUUCAAGAAAGUGGAAUAAUGCUCUUUUGUCAUUAAUGUGCAUUACUUUCAGUAUCUUAAUAUCCUAAUAAAAAUCCAAAUGCUUACUCAA
Molecule: messenger RNA, 2487 nt
Organism: Felis catus (domestic cat)
Lineage: Eukaryota; Metazoa; Chordata; Mammalia; Carnivora; Felidae
Gene: SPARCL1
Product: SPARC like 1
Biological process (GO): anatomical structure development; signal transduction
Molecular function (GO): protein binding; collagen binding; calcium ion binding
Source: RefSeq, a predicted model, not a curated record